UUGUGUUGGUGAAUGCCCGGUUUGAACAACUGCGCCCUUUUGCGAAAAAUAAAAUUUAUUGCCAAUCAUGGCUUACCAGGAGAAAAUAAGCGAGUUCAAGAACUGGGCCACCAGCCUGGGAUGUCCGCCCACCGAACUCCCCACCGACGACGUACUACGGAGGAUCUUCAAAUCCGGAUCCAGUAUGCUUCUCCAGCAGCUGCAGUCCCGCAUCCAGACGGUGGAAUAUGUGCGGGAGGUGCGCGAAAACCUGCUGAUUGCCCAAGUGGCCCGCCACAAGGACAAGAUGGUGCCGCUGGCUUCCCGCAGUUUCCAGCCACCGGAGCUCCAGAGGUACCACAAGAUGCAGGAGCUGAGGAAGCACAAGGAAAAGGCCGAUCUGCAGCUGGCGGAGGCCAGAAAGGAGUACCAAAAACUAGCCGCCAGCAUCAAGACCAAGAACAUUCAAACCAUCAGUGCCGAGAACCGAAAGCAACUGCUCGAGUCCAAAUGCAAUAUCCUCGACCUCAAGCUGGUAGCGCUGAACAAGAGCUACGACCAGGAGCUGAAGAACAAGGCCCAGAUCCUGGCCACCACCCCCGUAAAGCUGACUUCCAAAAAUGCCAGCGAGGUGCAGGCCACCCGGGCCGUGGAGCAGGCUCUCAAGCAGCUGGAGACCUUCUACGGGAUGUGCGAUGAGGGCAGCAGUUUGGCCGACGCCAAGCAGCGCCUGUGGGACGAGAUGCGGAGCACCUUCGCCGACAUCCCCAACGCCCUGCUCCUGAACGUCAUAAUGAAGAUCAAGGAGGAGCAACUGCAGCACAUAAUGCACCUAAAUGAAACCAGGGGAAGGAAAACCACAUCCAAGCCUCCGCUGAAUAACUUCGAGGUGAAGCUGCUGAAGACCAAGGCCGAUAUGCUGGGUCUGGCGGCCAAAUACUUUGGCGCUCAAAAGGAGCUGGAGCAGAAGGAGGAACGCUUUUGCCAGGACUACAGCGUUUUUGUGGACAAGCUGCAAACGAAGGUGUACAACUUCAACGGCAUCAGUGACGGCGACGAAGAAAACGCCGACGAGCUGAUCAGCGACUAUCUGGUGCAGUACAACAUGCGCAACUUUAAUCGCGCCCAGAACGAGUUCCUGCGGGAGCAAAUCGAGCUGCUGCGUCUGGAAUUGGAUGCAGGCGCCAGGCAGCUGGAGAACCACGAUCUCAAGUUGGGUUCUGUAAAGCAGGUGUACGGCGACAUCAAUGCCAGCAUCAACCGCAUCCAACAGGACAUGGUGCAGCUAUCUCAGAUCAAGGAGAAGAUCCUUUUCUCGCGUAACAUGAUGAAGAACCUGCUGGACGACAUGCAGGCGGCCACACAGAAGCAGAACGCCAAGUCCCAGCUGAUGAGCACCAAGCUGAAGGUCAGCAAUAUGUCCAUGUCCAUGCUGGGUGCGGAGAGCUUCUGCCUGGCCAACGAUAGUGUGUUCUCCAGCACCAAGGUGGAGUUCGAUGGAAACUGCAGCACAAUGAACGCAACGAUGCGUCGCAGCUUCGACAAUAAAACAUUGAUGCCGGGCUCCACCACAAUGAUGACUGCCUCCGGCACCACUGUACCCUCGCACCUACUGGAACUGAAUACCUUUUUGGAAAUACCGCUGGAAAAGUUGAGCUGCAUGCCACGCGCUUGCUCCUUCCUGUUGUCGGCCAAUCCGCUCAUCGUCGAGGCCCAGGAGCUGGCCUCCACCGUUCAACUGGCGCCCGGCUAUUUGCUAACACCCUUCGGCGCUCUGCAGGAAGUCCGCAAACGCAUUUUGUGGGCGUCGGCAAUUGCCGCACACACGACUGACUUGAAAUUGAAUUUGCAGCCGUUAAUUGUUGAUCCGCACGAUUUGAGGCUGAAGGCGAAUCGUCAGCACGAGGAAAUUGACCAAUUGCUGGACAACCUGAUGGCCAUUGGGGUGAAGACGCAGCUGCAGCUGGAAAAGGCCGAGCGCAUCUACCACUUCCUGCUCGAGAAUCCGUUGCGGCGCUAUGUUCCCCCUGGUAAACGAUACAACAACGGCAGCUUUGGAGAUUACGAGUCCGAGUUCAAUCUGUAUUAUCGCAUGGCCACCAAUGGAGGUUCCAUGAGGGCACCACCUAAUUAAUCCUGUUAUUUAUAUCAUGAUAGUUCUCAUUUACACCCACUUA
Messenger RNA from Drosophila subpulchrella, 2156 nucleotides. RefSeq names its product augmin complex subunit dgt5 (gene dgt5). The transcript has 5 exons. Bases 68 to 2113 code for a protein of 681 amino acids. The record is from RefSeq and is a predicted model, not a curated record. Lineage: Eukaryota; Metazoa; Arthropoda; Insecta; Diptera; Drosophilidae.